CGAUCCACCAGCCUUUGAAGGACUAGUUUAGUUUUCUAAUUUUUCAGUUUUAAUACAACAAAAUUCCCCUUUGAGAUGAAUAUUUUAAGUGCUUUGAAGAUAAAAAAGCUCAACUUGCAAAAUACCUGCACCUCCUAUUACGACUUUUUGGCGUGUGAACACAACUGUCUGGAUUCAUUGAGGUGCUCAACUGUGGCUCGCGAUCCGCCUUCCCAGCAGGAUCUUAAGCGAGCUCCCAAAGUGGGCAGAAGUGGAGUGCAGUACUUCGAUGUGGAUGACAAGGCGGCGCAGUGGUAUCUCGACACCCGACGAUCCGCAGCCGAAAGAAAGCCAUGCAAGAGGAGGUUCUGCUUCAGGUUUCAUGUGCCCAUUCGCCAUGCCGUUCGUCGAAAGGAUAAGGCGGCGACUUACGCCCUUCCAGGGCGUCGGGUCUCCCCCGAGUUCCUCAGCCUCCUUAGGCAGCACCACGCCAGGAUGCGGGGUCUGGAGAAGCUGCCGCGAAAGUGCCGGUCACGCAAGCCCAGCUUCUCCUACUACAAGUACGAUGCGGCGGGUAAGAGCCGGCACAUGCGACCUGGCAUCUCCACAGCUGCACCUGUAGAAUUUCCUUGCACCAAUGUGGACUGCAUUCGUCACCGGAUUUGCUCAUGUCCGCCGAAAAAGGGAAUUCCCCCACAGGAGGAUUCCAAUCCUCCUGUAUCCAACACAAAGCCCAGAAGGAAGCGGUACUCACCUUUUGCUAAAGAGAAAGCAGCUGUUUUAGUGAAAAAAGAUGAAAAUGGAGCUAAGGAUAACCUAAAGGCAAAGGACGACCAGCCUAGGUCUAGGUUGCACAGAAUUUAUGCGAGCAAUCCAUCCUUAAAACCCCCGGAAGCUAAUCAAGAGCCCCCUAGACCAAUUGCAUCGAAAUCACAACCUAGUUUGAAUCCCAUAGAAAGUUGUCCUUGCUCUAUGGAACAGCCUUAUCCACGGCCGAAAUCCAGUGUUCCACCCAUAUGUGCCGGUAAAAAUGUUAUGCCCAAAAGGAUUCGAGAUCCUCGCUGCAUUGAGUACGAGAAUAGGCCUUUCUUUAAAGCCAUUAAGGGAACUACCCACGGAUCCCGAAAUGGAAGUAAGAAACCAAGAAAGCGUAGUGAAAAGAACUGCUGUGAAGAUCAUAGUAAGACUCAAGCAGAUGCCCAGGAAGAUUCGCCCUCAGAGAACACAUUCUAUGCAUCCGUCUCCAAUCAUCAGGAACUUGGUCUGCAACAUCGUCAGCGACCCGACCUCCAUGAUCAGAACGAUAUUGAAAUCCCGCCAAAUCGUCAAGUGAAUAGCCUCGGCUAUAGAGGUUUCAUUCAUCGCUCCGAAAAGCAGAAACUUAUUGAUCGGGGCUGUGCUCCAAUCCCGAAGUGCAAGAGGAGUAAGCCACCACCAUAUUGCUACCUCUGGUCCGCCGUCGAUCCGGAUAUUCGAAAGGCGGAGAAGCGUCGUCUCGCGGAAAAUAAUUGGUGCCAGCGACAAAUGUUUCCAGACAGUAAACCUUACUCCUACUACUGGUCCACAACCAAUCCGGAUGUAAGAAGCCAAGUGAAGCGCCAAUUGAAGGAGGCUGACAGAAGGCGCAAUUGUGGGGUGCCUCGAAGAAGAAUCCAACCACCCAUAUGCAGUCGGGAUUAUCCAGAUGAAGAUGAGGAUAUAUGUACCUGCAGUAGAUCCACAGUCCAUCAGUUCUUUGAGAACACCAGCUUAGAUUCUUUUGAUCACCAGAAUCAUUUAUCUUGUUCUCGUGUCAAGAAACAUAAGUCAUUUGGCAUACACAGUAGAAGUCGGAAAGGAGCACCAAAUGACAGUUCAUUUGACUGGGAAGACGAUCAUUCCACAAGCAAAAUACGUCCAAGAUGUCCAGGACUCAUCUCAAGAAGGUUAUCUACAGAUUCAGAUGGACAUCUCUUGAAGAAACCACGCCUGCUGCCUAGACUACAUGCAUUUGCCAAGCGAUUUCUCUGGUCAGGAUCCAAAGCAAUUGAGUUCAAGUCCAACCAAUCGGGAAACGGAAGACCUAGGCAUACCACCCGGUCUAUAAGUAUCAGGAAAGGUAAAUCCAAUGAAAGAGAACCUUCUGAUCUGGAGCAUCAAAAUGAUAACCAAAGUGUAAUGUGCAACCAAACCAACUCUUCAGACAGAAAAAUCCUCUUCAGGGAUCAGACCAGUAAGCAGGAUAUACGGGGACCAAAAGAUCCCAAGAUAUGGUCCAAAAAAGGAAAGAAAAGUGUAAGAGCCAAUUCAAGACGAAAUUCCAAUUCACCACGUCUCUCAGACUCAGAAAUCGUAACGUACAGAAGGAGUACCAACUCCUCCUUUGGGCUACCAUCCUGUUCCAGACGAUCUCCAAGAGCCAAGAAUUACCAGAUGUCCCAAGAAAAGAUGUCGUUAUGUAAUGGAAGAUGUUCGUCAGACAGUUGCAGUCAUUGGAGCAGCCACUCAAGUGAUUGUCUAACCACUGAACCACGGCAGCCAUCUUCCUGUCAAGUUCCUCAUCCUUUGGUGUCCCGAGCCCAGCGGGAGUGGGAGGAACAUCGGGAGCGUAAGAGGGCUAAGCGACAUGUAGAGAAAUGCAGACCAUGCACGGAUUACUUACUCACCUCACGGCCAACCGAGCCACAAGCUCGGGUCAUUCGUCGAGGAGUAGUUACAUAUCGAAACAAUGAGUUUACCACGGAACUAAGUGAUCCCUGCGUGAUUGAACCAGAGGAAAAACGUUUUCGAUUUACAGAACAUUGUCGCAUGCACAGGGAUAACAACUAUUCGCGGUCACGAAAAAAACGACACUCCGCUCGAUGUUGUGAUGAUUCCGAUGCCUCCAGACACAAAAUUCCACACUCUUCGAGAAGGAUGCGGGGAGGCAUAGAUUUGUAUAAUAUAGAGUAUUCUUCACGGAGGCAAAGCUACACAGCGCACACCUUUCCAAAAAGCUUGCCUUUCAAACUCGAAAGCAACCAGAGGGGUCAUUCCCCAAAGCCAUGGAAGUCAUCCAAGCACUUGUUUUGUUUCGACUAAAAGUAGGACAAACGGUCAAGCAAGCCGACUGUCAAGUGGCCAUACCAUGUUUAUAGCAAUGGAUUACCACAUGACAGCGGACUAGCAUGUCACAAAUACUAAUGGUAAAAUAUAAGACAUUGUUCAUUUUCAAAUUA
Molecule: messenger RNA, 3176 nt
Organism: Drosophila yakuba
Lineage: Eukaryota; Metazoa; Arthropoda; Insecta; Diptera; Drosophilidae
Exons: 1
Coding region: 76-3039 (987 amino acids)
Source: RefSeq, a predicted model, not a curated record